UAAAUUAAAAAGACCAGUGAACGAGGAUUUAGCAAGAAAAACUCCUCUUUUAAUUUAGAGCGGAAUUUAGCAGUAAAAAUUUUAGAGGGGUUGAUAGAUUCAUUAUCAAAAACGAGUUUGUUUCUAGAAGACCAAAUUGCAAGGAGAGCUAUAUCACAGAGGGCAAUUGCAGGAAUUUUUGUUGAAAUAUUUUUCCCUUCUGAUUUUAUUUUCCUAAUUAAAAACCCUUUUCAAAUUAUGGCAGGAAAUGAAUCACAAGACACCGUGACGUAGAUUGUGAUAAUCUGUUAUUGCUGCUACUGGUAUACAGUGCAAUAUUAACGUUUACAACACGCUUCUAAACGAAUUCAGUUCGUCUGGACCAGUCGCGUUGUGUUUCGUAGACUCUCUAUUAAUGAUAGGAAAAUUCCGAGUUAUCACAAUGUACGUCAUAGGGUCACGUGAUAAAAAGCAAAAUCGUGUCCCCUGCGCCCCCUGAUUAGAAUUUUUUGUUCUGAACCAGGAAAACCUUACUUCUAAAUGAUGAUCUACAAGGCAUACCGUAAAAACCGGACCCUAAGACCCUGAGACCUAGGACCUUAAAGUACUAAAAUAAAAAAGGACCCUUAACACCGGAAGGGUCUUCGCCCCAAUAAGACAAUAGUCGAUCAAAGUUGACUGUCAUCAUCGCACCAUGAGAACACAUCAAAUGUCAAAUUCGUUUUUGCUCCUACUACGGCGUUCUUCCGCAUAUUAUUCACAUCAGCUGCUGUCUUCAAAUGAGUCUGUCAUGGAGUCAGGCAGCGACAAGGAAGUUUACGGCAGCCUUUUGGGCUUUUUCUAGUUUUCUUUUCUUUUGUUCCCUUUGAGACUGGUUGCCACAGAACUGUUGAUAUUUUCCUGCAAACUUUGCACAAUUCUUUAUAUCAAAAAAUGUAUCCUGAAAACCUCUGCCAUUGGAUUAUAGAAAAUAAUUAUCAAAUAAGUUAUUGAAUUUAUUUUUAUGUGGGGGAUUUUUGAAGCUGACCUCUGUUAGUAGAUAUCAGUUCCAGAAUAAUUUCAAACUUCUUUUUACACACCCCAUGAUUUGGCAAUAAUACCAUUUUUCAGAAUAGGGAGGGCAGAAUCCAAGAAAAUCACGCAAAAGCAACAAGCAACAACCAAAGAAAGUGCCUGCAUCUUUAUCUCUGACGCAGGCCUUGAUCUUGAUCUGUCUCUUCUUUAUGGUUGACUCCAUAAAAGAGGUUAAACGACAUUGAAAGAUCUUCAAAUUCCUUGUCACUUUCUGACUUAUUUGAAGGCAGCAGCUGAUGUGGAUAAUAUGCGGAAGAACGCCGUAGCUGACACAAAAGCGCAUUUGACGGUUGAUAUGUCCUCAUGGUGCGAUGAUGACAGUCAACUGCGAUCAACCAUUGUCUUAUCGAGGUGAAGACCCUUCUGGUGUUAAGGGUCCUUUUUGAUAUUAGUACUUAAAGGUCCUGGGUCUUAGGGUCUGGUUUUUACCGUAUGCCGAUCUAUAAGUUAAUGAAAAGAAAAGAUAGAGUGAAAAGUGUGUCAUUUGUCCUUUAAACAAAUUUAACAUCUUCAAAACUUUCUCUUGAACUCUUUCUCCUUAACCUCUCACCUUCACCUUUCCUUAACCUUCUUUAUCAUUGCUCGCGAAAACUUUGCUAAACCACUCUUGCUUUCCUGCUUUUGUGCUUUCUAUUGCCCGACGAUCUUUUUCCUCCAUCCACCUCACUGCUGCAGGCCUAGGAUCAAAGUCACAUAGUUGUGGCAUAUUUAUAUGUAUGUAAAGGUAAUUGCUGACGGUUUGGCGCUUGAAAGAUGAUCUGCAUUUUGAUUUGAUCUUAUUAUAAAGAGGAAUGACCCACUCACAAUCAGCUGAAUGGGGUUUGCAUGCAGAAACGGGCCAAGGACGACACAGAUAUCUCAAUACUAGUCCCUUGCUCCUUGUAGCAUGUUUUUGCAGCAUGCUGAAGGAAUCGGCCUUUUGCAUUUCGGCACAAUCUUGCAGAUCCUAAUACUGAAUGGGUACAUUUGCCAAAUCCAAGUCAGUAGCAAUAGAGCGAUGACCUUCUUUUAUUUCAUCUUCUGUGGCCAUGAUUUUAACAAACAGGGUAAAUGAUUUGGAAGCAUUUCUGUCCACUUGAAGUCGCUUGUCUACGAAUGUGUUGAUUGCUAUCACUGAUUCAGUCCGAAUAGCACUAAACUUUCUGCGAUCUGUUACAAACAGAUUGGCAUCUGGUCGAUGUCUUUCCUUCUCCCAAAGCUUGAUCCCCCAAAACUUAUUGGCUUCUUCAUCAUACCUUUCUUUGAAUUGAUUUUCUUAACCUCCUAGCAAGGAUCCAGUGCUCAGCUUGUUCACCCUUUCGUAAAACUUCUCUGCCUCUGGCUCAAUGUCCACAAUUGUUAGUGAGUCGCUCUGAAGCUUCUUUUCGAACACUUUGAUUAAGGAAAGCAGGUCUGCAACAAAACACAUCAAAAGAAGGUUGUCCUUUUUGGUAAGAAACUUCGGAAACUUUUUGCCUUCAGCAUCGCAUUGCUCUACAUUGAACUUUACAAGUGCUUGCCACGAGCACAGAAUAGCAUCAAGAAGAGCAGCUGUAAAUUCUGCCCAUCUGAACUCAAAAUACUUUGGGAAACAAAGCACUGUUAGCCCUUCCACUUUUGCAACUUUUUCCAGUUCACUGGUUCGAUUUGCUGAAACAUGAAAAUAGGUAGAAAUUGCUGCCAAUUUCUCAACCAAGUGAUCAAUUUUUGGGACAUUCUUAAAUAAGUCUUUGUAUGCAUUUGCAGUUGAAUGCACUGCACAAACAGACUUUAGGAGGAGAGUGUUGAUGUCUAAUUUCCUUCGGUCGUCAUUUAUUUUCCCAGUCAGUUGAAAGAUGAGUUAUCACUUUCAUUACUUCGUGGAAGCCAACAGUAUCAUCUGACCUCAAUUUCAAUGCUGCAAGAUGCCCAGAGGCACCUGGAUCAGUCACGUGUCCAAUGCCAAUAAACUUGAGAUUUGGUUUCCCAUUUUCAUUGACUACAUUAAAGUGCAUAUCACCUAAUUUGGGAUAGAGAUUAAACCAACUGAAACAACUGCGCUGAGUUCAAAUAUCAAAUUUAAAAAGCGUUUUGAGCAACGCAAGCCCUCGAAAAGGCCCCCAAAGUCUCUACAUUUUGCCUCCAAUCCGCGCAUGUUAUAGAGGUCUAGGCUCUAGUCUUUCAUGACGUAGAAACCAGAACGUCUUCCGAAACCUUGCGCAGUAAAUUAUGGCCGACUCUGAUUCCGAAGCAUCCAACAUCUCGUCAAAUCCUAGUUCCUUUACGGAUCACGAAUUACUGGAUGAAAGUUUAGAUUAUGAGCAUGCGGGGACUGAAAACGUCGAAGCUGGGUGCUUAGAAGCUUACGCUGAUGAAGCAAUGGCUGAUGCGGCGUGGAUGCAGAAAUAUGAAGAAACCAGGAGGCAAGAAGAUGAACGUUUAGAUAAUUUCACUCGACGUCUGCGGGGUGAAGUAGCAGUCGAUUCAUGGUAAGUUGGAUUUAUAUCAUGGUCUAUUUUAAAGAGGAUAGGCCUAAGAGGCCAUAACCAAACUAAUUAAGGAUAGAUACACUUAGGUUCGAAAAGUAUUGCACCACUAGCACCACUUCAAUGAACGAGCAAUGGGGACGGAGUUGUAAACAACAUGACCUUCGAAAUUCAAACCACUUUUGUGAAGCCAUUAGACGUAAGGUUAAAGUUCAAGACCAAUUAAAUAUAACUUCAAACCAUUGGCAAUACUUUUAUUUUUAUUUUUUUAGAAAAAUGUCGUCAUAAAUAUCAAAAAAAUUAAAUUUUUCAUUGGAUGGUCUCACAGCGUUGAAACCCUUGUGAAACUUGUCAAAUUCAAUCAAAAUCUUUUGCAGCAGGUUACUUUCAAACACCACAUGAUAAAUUUAAAUAAACUUUGGCAAGACCUCAUUAAGGUGUUUGUCAUCCCAGAAGAUCAUGGCCUUGAAUUUAGCAAAAAGUGCCUGUUGCAGUACAAAAAACGUGCAACCACAUCUUUAUUAUCAGUCAAGGAAAUUAACAGUUUUGGGCACUUAAGCAAAAAGUUAGUAUGUCCGAGUUUGCCUUAAUAAAUUGUACAAUUUUCCAUUUUCCAUUAUAUUCUACCCAAACAGUAAUCUAAAAAACAUUUAUUUACCUUGCUAUAGCUUUUUGAAUUUCGGGUGGCGUAAUACUUUUCAAACGUAAGUGUAUGUGUUGACUGCCUAGAUAGGCCAAUCUUGAAAUUAUUAUAUAUAUAUCACAUAUUGCACUCUACAUUGAUACUAACAUAGCCCAAUUUAAUAAAUGCUCUGAAGGUGCACAUGUGGAAGUUGCAAUGUAGCAAUGCUGAUGAAUGCAAUGGAAUGCUACUGUUGCGAAGAGUUGGAAGGAUGCAUCACUGCAUUGAAUGACCCUUUAGUUUUGAAUGAGAGACCAGGAGAAGUAGGCUGCAUUACAUCCCAUCCAGGCUUUGAACCAUGUUGCCUGCAACCAUGGGUUCUCAGAUUGACAGGCCAAAGGUUUAAACGGAAAGACAAGCUAACAUAUUCAAAAAUAAAGACAGAAGAGAGAUUCUUGCGGGCCAUUGUUUAUAGGCAGUUUACCAGGCUGGUAUAUGGAUUACUUGGCAACAAAAGAAUUCCAUUACCAGCUUGUGCAUACCAUACAAUCCGAACCAAGUUUAAAACUGAUGAAGAAUUUUGUGGUUUUGAUGACAAUGAUGAUUGACAGAAAGGUUUAACAGUUUUUUGAGGUUUUGAAUUUAAUGCUUGAACAAGAUACUGGGAAACCUCUAUGCCGCUAAUACACAUCUAUUGCAAACUUCAAUAAUUUGAAUGGUAUGUGGGACCGUUUUUCUAAUUUUUUGAGCUACAUUUUGGAGGCUUUCCCAUUUCAUCUUUGUGGGAUACUGUUGAGUAGUUUCCAACUGUGAGUAAAACACUUUUGAAUAUUUCAACAUCUAAUCUUUGGCAUUUUUGGGGCAUGCUACAUAUUGGUGACCUUUCAUAGGCUGCUUACAAACUGAGCAGUGUGGUGUUUUUCUUUGACUGCGAUUUGUUACUUGUUGCUCGGGGUUUGAACAUGUAGCUGACACAACAUCAACAGACAUCUGUGAGCGCUUCAAGAACUUAUCAAUA
This is a messenger RNA of Rhopilema esculentum, 5137 nucleotides long. The record is from RefSeq and is a predicted model, not a curated record. Lineage: Eukaryota; Metazoa; Cnidaria; Scyphozoa; Rhizostomeae; Rhizostomatidae.